UUGGACAUUGCGAGGGACCUUUCCUUUCUUCCUUCACCUACCCGAACAUCACCCCACACGGACGCUUGAUCUCCACGUCCCGGGCCACACAGGAACAGAACAGGCAGGAUGAAGCACAACAACGUUUUACCCAAUGCGCACUUCCGCAAGGACUGGCAACUCCACGUCCGCACGUGGUUCGACCAGCCCGGUAAGAAGAAGUCGAGGAGAGUCCACAGGAUCAAGAAGGCUGCCCAGAUUGCCCCUCGUCCCGUUGAUGGUCUUCUUCGUCCUGCUGUCCGCGGUCAGACCGUCAAGUACAACAUGAAGUUGAGGGCUGGUCGCGGUUUUACCUUGGAAGAGCUCAAGGCAGCUGGCAUCCGUCGCAAGGAAGCCCGCACCAUUGGUAUCGCCGUAGACCACCGCCGGAAGAACCGAUCUGUCGAAGGUCUUGAAGCGAACGUCCAGCGUUUGAAGGAGUACUCUGCACGACUCAUCGUCUUCCCCAAGAAGGCGAACAAGCCCAAGAAGGGUGAUGCUGAUGCCGCCACUGUUGCCGCUGCCACUCAAUUGCGUGGUCCUGUGCUCCCUAUUGUCCAACCUGAGAACACCGACAUUGAGAGGCCCAUCGGCGAGGCUCCCAAGGUCCAGGCAUACGCUACCCUCCGCAAAGCUCGUUCUGACAAGCGCCUUAAGGGUGUCCGGGAGGCUCGUGCUAAGGCUGCGGCAGAGGAGGAGAAGGCCAAGAAAUAGAAUUAAUAGCCUUUUCUUUGGUGCAUAUUGUGGUUCAAUAUUUGAGCAUUUGAGGAACAUUUGUUGUGAGGUAUCUGUUUUAUAUGGCUUAUCACAUAUCAUGACGCUUCGUCGUCUGAUGUGAAUGAUGACUGUGAAUGUGCAAAAGGGAUUCUGUAAAUUGGCAUACAAGUGAAUCGCUCCAGGGCGCCAGUUUGAUGGUAAUGUCUGUCUGGCAGUAGCGACUUCGCAGGUCAUUGCCAAUGUUAUUUGUAGUUUGGGUCUAAAGGCAAACGCUGACACAAUGAUGAGAGUGCCACGUGAUCACUGAAACGGGA
Spizellomyces punctatus DAOM BR117 is the source of this 1049-nucleotide messenger RNA. RefSeq lists its product as uncharacterized. Gene Ontology annotation, cellular component: ribosome; cytosolic large ribosomal subunit. The record is from RefSeq and is a predicted model, not a curated record. Lineage: Eukaryota; Fungi; Chytridiomycota; Chytridiomycetes; Spizellomycetales; Spizellomycetaceae. Gene Ontology annotation, molecular function: structural constituent of ribosome; RNA binding. The coding region runs from base 109 to 732 and encodes 207 amino acids. Gene Ontology annotation, biological process: translation. The transcript is spliced from 4 exons.